GCCAUAAGAGGGGUUCUGGAACAGGUAAAUCAUUUGACAGAAACUGCCUCUUGUUGCAGUUUGCUGGAGCAUCAGGGUCUUAUCUCACAAGAAGACGGUUAUUAAAUUGAUUACAGCACCUGGAAUGACCAACCCAUUGGUGAUGAUGAGAGACAGAUUCUCCCAUCAUCACCAAUGUCAACAGACCUGCAGAUUACUGUCAAAUGUUUUGUGGUACAUACUAACCUCCAAAGAUUGUCAUAUUCAAUAUGAAAAUGGGGAACAAAACAGACCUCAGUGUGCUAUUACAAUUUGUGAGCUUAGAAACAAAUGUCUUUGAAUAUCGUGUGAUGGCAUAGAUUUACAUGAUAUGAAAAGUAGUGUUCACAACUUCAAAUUAUCAUUUUAUUUUUAAACUAGAACUCAAGCUUACAUUUCAUGGGAUUUUGCAAUUGCUUUCCACUGCACGGAUUACAAUGGUCAUAUUUGGCAUUAUAUCUGCAAAUAACUUUGCGACCGAAGAGCCUAAAAUAUCCGAUUGUUGUCAAAAUCCAGAGCCAAUCAGGUCGCAAUCCACUCCACUCCAUCCCAGCAUGCACUGGGAGCAAGGCGGAAGUCAGGCUGCCGCAGUGGUUCAGAAGCAACUGCGGGGCACCUGGACCCCACCCCCUGUUCUUGGGGUGUCAAUGCCUGAUGUGGUCCGCCGGAAAUUCCGGGACUGGAACAGAUGUUAGAAACACGCAAGUGCAAGGUUUACGAAUUAUAUUGCGUAAAUUUGUGGGUUUUUAAAAUAGUUAUUAAAAUAGUCUAUAUUUAACAGUAAAAUCUGGAAAUUAUUGCGCAUGCGCAUGCCAGUAAACAUGCAAUUCUGUGAAUUGAUUAUUUUUAAUUAUUAAAGUAAUCUGGAGAUUGUACGUUUCUAUCGGCUAUUAUAACUUUUGAAUCCAGUAUUAUUGAAUCAUUAAUAAUUUCAAACUCCUCUUGUACAUUAGACCUGCGCUGUGCAUCGCUGCCAAUACAAUACGGAGUGUAUGGGAAACAUUUCUCCUUGAAUUUGUUUCAUAUUGAUUUAAAAGUAGCAGGAGUGAGCUCAUCUGCCCCUGAACGAGGUUUAUAUGCCUACCGUGGUGCAGCGCUUGAGUCCGUGUAUGCUGUUGGAUUAAAAAAACAAACUAGAAUAUCAUUUAAAACAUACAAUUUCUUAAUCUAGACUCUAGAAGUAAAAAAAAAAAAAUUAAUAAGUUAAAAAAAAACAGCGCCUGUGCGCGAUAUAAGCAUGGACGCAUGCGCUUACCAGUAAACGUCAUUUGGUAAAGCAUGCGCAAUUUCCGGUUCCAGUCCAGGAACUUCCGGCGGACCGCAUCAGGCAGGCGGACCACAUCGGGCAGUGACAGCCCGAACGCACCCGCUGUCUUUACGCGUGACGUCAUGAACCGUCCCAAUUCUUAGGGACACCAAUUACUUCACUUCCUCUUCGGAGGGCACAUCAUAGUGGAAGACUUUGACUUCUAUAAUAUCUGCCAAUUUCGCCAUGGGGACCGUUCAUGCUCGGAGCCUUGAUCCUUUGCCCAUGCAAGGGCCAGAACUUGGACUUCAUUCUGAUGACAUUCAGUCUCCACUAAUAGAGCAGAAGGCAGAACAAGCAAUUCUUGAAAACAAAGACGUCGUCGUUCAGCGUGUGCACAUUGACGGACUUGAAAGAACCAAAGAGGACAUGUUGUCGUAUGAAAUUGCAGACCUCUUUAGAGCAAGAAAUUUAAUAGAUGUUAUGAGAAAGUCGCAUCAAGCCAGACAAAAGCUUCUGCGUCUUGGAAUCUUUAGAACUGUUGAAGUUAUAAUUGACAUUUCUGGAGGUGCAGAUGCUUUACCUAAUGGCCUGGAUGUAACAUUUGAGGUCAGUGAGUUGAGACGGAUUACAAGCAACUGUACAACCAGGGUUGGAACCAAUGACGGGAAUGUGGUUGUGGGAAUGAAGCUACCAAAUGUUUUUGGUCGGGCUGAGGAUUUGAGUUACCAGUGCUCCUACGGCACCAAUGAAACCUCCUUUGGCCUGUCCUUCUUCAAACCACUGCUAGGACACUUCGAACGCAAUGUAUCGGUCUACCUGUAUAAAGUCACUGGUCAGUUUCCCUGGAGUCCACUUAAGGAGGCAGAUCGUGGAGUCACUGCAGAAUUUAGCUUUCCAUUGUGGAAGACUAACCAAACUCUUAAGUGGGAGGCAGUGUGGAGAGAGCUUUGCCACCAUGCUGGAAGUGACUCCUUUCCUGCUCAGGAGAAAAGUGGCCUGUCUUUUAAAUCUUCAAUUUCGCACGCAAUGAUCAUCGACACAAGAAACUCUUCCAUUCUUCCAAGUAAAGGCAGCCUGCUAAAGAUCCAUCAGGAGCUAGCUGGUUAUACUGGAGGAGAUACCAGUUUCCUGAAGGAGGACUUCGAGGUUCAGAUUAACAAGCCACUUGCCUGGGAUUGUGUCAUGUCUGCUUCAUUCUGGGGUGGUUUACUUGUACCCAUUGGUGAGAAUCCUACAAUCAUUUCAGACAGGUUCAACCUUGGUGGAGCCACCAGUGUCAGAGGUUUUAAUACGUACAGUCUUUGUCCAGCAAGUCAUGAAGAUUUCCUAGGAGGAGAGGCCUACUGGGCUGGUGGACUCCAUCUCUAUACCCCAUUUCCAUUAAGGCCGUGGAACUCUGGUGAUGCCUUACGAACACACUUUUUCCUAAAUGCCGGAAAUCUUUGUAACCUUAAAUAUGGAGACUGUCUUCAAGUGCAUCUGGUGAAUCUGGCAAAGUGCAUCCGAUGGUCAUAUGGACUUGGAAUUGUUCUGCGUAUCGGAAACAUUGCAAGACUGGAACUAAAUUACUGCAUACCAAUGGGAGUCCAGAGUGGAGACAGGGCUUUGGACGGAGUCCAGUUUGGAGCAGGGAUCCGUUUCUUGUGAAAUCGCAUCACAUCAUUAGCUGCAUAUCUGAGUACCAAUUAUUCAUUUUUGUUGUCACAUCCCUGGGCUUUGUACAGUACGAUAUUUCUCCAUGAAUUGUGAGUGGAAAGUUGCUGAUUAAUCAAUUCCUACUUUACAUAACACAUACUCAAAAGGGAUGAACAUGUUUCUCUGCGUGAACCCUAACAAGCAGACUUGCUCUGGUUUGAUACUCUUUACAGCUCUAAUUCAACAUGUUUCAAAUGUAACAUGCCAUUUAAACUGCACUAAAUAUAAUCUCAGGUGUAAGCCUCAACUUCAUUAAUUUAUCAUUAAUGCCUUGAGUUUAUGUUCUUCUUUGCCACCGUCUAGCAAUAUCAAUUUGCUUUGCCAAUUGUUCUGGAAAUGUUCAAUGAAGAAAGUUGUAUCAAACUUGGUCUCCAAACAGAGUUUUAUUCAAAGCGUUGGGUGAUCACAAAGCAGACAUCACAUGUAGUGAAGGACGACACCAAACUCAGCUCUGUCAUCUACUUCUAUACCAAGUGCCUGGAAGUACUAAGUAUUUGCUGCAGUAUUUGCAUCCCAGCGUGGUGAUAACAAAUGCGAAAGCUGAGGAUGCUGUUUUGAAACUCACAGGAGACAUGGAGGGAAACGACACAUGCAUGGAUGUGAGGAGGUGGGGCUAGUGGAAAGUAAUGGCAACUCCAAUAAUGACAACAAAAAAAUGAGCAUGACGCAAAAGGGGAGCAUGGUGAGAAACAAAAAUGACACAUUGAAGGUAUUGUAUAAUGUGAGUUACCACAAAAAUCGCAUAAGCAAAACAAAUUACCCCACAAAGCACAUCAAAUACAUUAGCACUAAUUAUACACUAUUUAAAGAUUACGGCAGGUCAGAUAGCAAAAUGAAAAUUGAAUAUACCGUACCAUAUUUUACCAUACCAUAUUUAUUUAUAAAGCACUUAAACAAUGACAAAAUAUUGUCGCUAAAUACUGUACACACUGUAAAAUCAGGAUAAAACAAAAAAUAAUAAAAUAAUAGACAUGAAAUUAGGACACGAAAGGCAGCAGAACCGUUAAGUCUGAAAAAAAAAACAAAAAACUAUUGCACUAAUAAAAUGACUAAUAAGAUCAGCUUUGUGGUUGUAUGAAAGGCAAAGAGUGAAAGUGCAUUUUAAUUAAUUUAAGUGUUUAAUGGUUGUAAAACUGGUUGGUGCCUGUCUAACAUGAGGAGGGAGGACACGUCUUGAUGACCGCGCUGAUCUGAGAAUCAAAUUUAAAAUCACUGUCCGUCUUUAAACCAAGUUUUCUACUGGUGGGUUUAACAUAGUCAGACAGAGGACUCAAGUUACAUGACAGAGGAUCACUGACAUUACUGGGCCUUAAAACCAUCACUUCAGUCUUUUCAUCGGUAAAACUCAGGACAUUUAGGGCCAUCCAUUCUUUAAUGUCUAUCAGAAAAUCCAAAAAACAAGUGGAUUCACAGCGAGGCCAAGGGAAAUAUAACUGACAGUCAUCUGCAUAGCAGUGGACAGAAACACCAUGUUCCUUGAUGACGGCUCCAAGUGGCUGAAGGUAAAGUGAGAAGAGUGGCCUUAAAAAACCCUAAGGAACUUUAUGCUCAUAAUUCUGUUGGACAAGUAAGAUUUAAACCAAUUGAGCGCAGACCCGGGGUUCCCCAGAGAGGAGGAGGCGCAAAAUUGAAAUGUUGUGUUGACUGUAUGUCCAGCAGCACCAACACACUAUUCUGCCAUAUGCAUUGCAUACAGAGGAUUGAAAUGUCAUGACUCGGCAGCCCAUGCAGUGGCAUAUACGACAUUAAAACAUGUAUAAAAUACAACAUAACAAAAACUAUGUAAAUGACAACAAAAACAUAAGCCUGCGACAAUCCUGCCGAACAGCAGGGGUUGUAAACAUUGAACCGUGGUUCAGGCUUGGGCCUGAAUUUAACCGGAUUUUUAAAGGAAAAACAGUGUUUAGAAUAGACUGACAGGAGGAAGCCAGGUGGUGAGCUGUUCAGUAUCUGAUUGAAUUGACUCUGACACAGUGAUAUAUUCAAGGGCUGACGAAAAUUGACUGGUGGAGGAGUUAACAAUCCGACAGCAUCAAACUGCUGCUGGAGUUUUAGAUACUGCAUCCUCAAAUAUGACCAGUGUUCAGAAAAAAAUAGUUUUCUCAACCUCCAAGUUGACUAUGAGAGAGGACCAAGUCGAGUGUGCGUCCUGUCUAUGGCUUGGGCUUACCUGCUUCGUGUUUAAUGAUUCCAACAUGAUCUGAAAGUCCUUCAUCAGGGGCUUCUCCAGACAACUAACAGAGAGAUGUUGCUGUUGCUGUUCCUCUUCCCCGGCCUAAUGACCGUGGGGAUUUAAUAUAAUCAGUUUUCGGGAAGCAAAGCCCGCGUCUUCAGCUGUCAUCCACGCCACACUGUGAACACAGAGAAAAUCCAGUUGACGCAAGUUGAAGAAAUCCCGGAGGACAGAGAUCUUGCUUUCAUUGUAUCAUACAUUUCAAGAUGGUGCCAACGAAAGCUGACCUGGCAUAAUGCAAGUUAUUUUCCUGCUUUUACAUUUUUGACAGUGAAUCUGUGUGUUCUUACACUCGAGAUGAGUUUCAGAUUAGAUGAGAAUCUGUUUUUAUUUUUUAUUUUUUGUCAGUUUCGUAGUUAGCCCACUUGUUGGCUUGAGGAAAGAGACUGAGGAGGAGACUGUUGUUAUACUUUAUAAGCGUUUUAAAAAAUUGAGGAAUGGAAUAUGUGUGUAAUUUAAAAAUAAAGGUAGAAAUAAAAGCCUUUCAAUUGUCUUUGAAUCGUGUAGAUUCUUUGCAUGUUCGUUCAACUGAAUAAUAAUGUAAUAUAUUCUCUCUCUCUCAGGGUGUAUGCUGGGAGCGAGGUGCGUGAGUGGGUGUCCUGAGCGAGUGGAUUUUUCGUACUUUAUUUCAUUUAGUGUUAAUUAAUA
Messenger RNA from Synchiropus splendidus (mandarinfish), 5843 nucleotides. Its product is annotated as sorting and assembly machinery component 50 homolog A-like. Gene Ontology annotation, biological process: protein insertion into mitochondrial outer membrane; mitochondrial respiratory chain complex assembly. The transcript is spliced from 16 exons. The coding region runs from base 1511 to 2914 and encodes 467 amino acids. The record is from RefSeq and is a predicted model, not a curated record. Lineage: Eukaryota; Metazoa; Chordata; Actinopteri; Syngnathiformes; Callionymidae. Gene Ontology annotation, cellular component: SAM complex; outer membrane.